Molecule: messenger RNA, 4262 nt
Organism: Chara braunii
Lineage: Eukaryota; Viridiplantae; Streptophyta; Charophyceae; Charales; Characeae
Source: the annotation of a GenBank genome assembly
CUACGAGCUUUGUUUGAUCUGACCGGAGGGCUUAUGAUCUGCAACAGGGAGACGGUCUUUGAUAUGGUGGUCAUGAACUGGUGGUGUUAGCAUUCCUGCUUAUGUAAUGAUGUCGUCCUUGAAUGUAGGAGACGGAGUCAGGUGUGGAGAAUGAUGGUCAGCAAGGGGGAAGCAGUAAUCACAUCAUCAUUACCAAGACCAGGGUAGCUUAUGCCUCCAUUUAGUGGUGAUUGAUUGCUGUUGUUUGUUCUGGAAGAAGGGCAAGCACGGAAGAAGAAAUGGCAGCGGAAGGUGAUCGUUUUAAGGAGGAAGAAAUGGUGGUGGACGGUAAUUGUUCUGGCGAGAAGGAUGUGGAGGGUGGUGCAUCAACAGCAGAUUUGAAAGCAGGCGAUCGUGUGUCAGAUGUCGAUGAUGGGAAGCGAGACGUGGAGGACCAAGGUGCGCCAGUGUGUGGAAGUUGCCCUCCACCUGACGGUCAGCAUGGUUUGUCGUCUGCAACUCUGGCGGAGGGAGGUUCUGCAUCAAUUGGAUCUGACGGAGGAGAGGUAGGCGGCAAUGUCACUACGAGUACCAGUGGCGGUGAAGAUUACCCUCACUUGUCGGGUACAAAAGCCAGCUUGAAGAAAUCCUUGUUCUUUGAAGGCUCUGUCACGGAAGCGAUCGACCUAUCGAAACGAUUGAAUAAAAUGUUUGUGGUUUACAUUGCCCAGGCAGAGGAUGGCAUUAACGCUCUGAAGGGGAAGAAUGGGUGUGACGAUUCUUCCUUCCCGUUCGACUCUCCAAGAGCCAUUGCUGUUCUCUCGCGGAGCUGUUGCGUGCUGCAGCUGCUGCAGAAUAGUGUUGAUGCCAAACAAUUCUCUUCAAUCUAUCCCGUCCGUAUUUUCCCCACGGUCGCUGUGAUCGGUCUGCAGGGCACUUUGUUGGCCUGGAUUGAAGGAGAUAACGUGGUAGGUGACCAACUUGCCACGAAGCUCGAGGAAGCAGAAGCAACCUUUUCUUCGCAGGUCAAACGCCUGGCAGCAUCAGCUGCAGCCAUGGCUGCUGCUCUGUUGGCUGCAAGUGGUGGCUUAGGAGGGGUUCCUCCUCCUCCUCCUCAGGCUGGCGCACAGCCGCCAGAUCAGGAUGAACAACAUGCAUCACCAUCACCAUUGAACAAUAGUGACUUGCCUUCUCCACUGCCUCCCACGAUAGACAUAGCAUCUUCCGCGAGUGAAUCCACUAAUAUCACACCGACAUCAACCCAAUCAGAGUUGCCAGGAUUGCAACCAUUGGAGCCGAGUGAUGAAAGUGCCAGUCAAUCAGUGGCCAGUAGGCAUGUUGACUGUCUUUACCCUGCCGCCACACCUGUGUUAGCUUCCACAGAAGAGGCUAUUGGCACUGGGAGCAGUGAAACUGAAGCAGGCAUUGUAUCAAAGACAACUGAUGUGGCUGACAGACCGGAUAGAGCACCAGUUGAAUGGCAAAACGCCACGGUGGGAGAAGGUAGGGCACAAAUGGGAGAGGAAGGCGAAGCGCCGACUAGCUGUUUACCUCGUCCUCCCUCAGCCUCAGCUCAUCCAGUGAUGGAGGUGGAUGAGCUGACACCUUCAUGCUCUCACGGUCCUGACAGUGACCAACAUGUGAGUAGCGACAGCUUGCCAUCGUCAGCGUUGAAGAGUGUGAACGAUGAGGAGGAUGUUGCUGCAAGUGUUGUUCACGUAGCCUGUGGUGGACAGGAGACCUCUGCUAGCAAGUCGCCAGAAGAAGAGCGUUGCACGAGGAUGUCUGCAGCAGUUGAUCCAACUAAGAAUCAGGACAAUGAGGCCCCUGCCUCGUCUGACCCUUAUCGAUUGGCCUAUGUCCAUGAGGCUCCUGUGGCUCCUUCUCAGGUGCAUCUGGAAACACGAGGGACUUCAAAUGGCGGCAGCAGAAACUCGUUGGCAGCCUCUGCAUCUUCAGUGCUGAUUGAUACGUGGAAGAAUGUGCAAAUCCAGUUCCGAUUGACUGAUGGUAGCAGUCUGAAAGCAGAGUUUGGUGCAGAUGAUAAGCUGGUAAAGGCGUGGGAUUUUCUUGCCAAGGAGGGCGCAGAGAAAAGACAGUCGUUCGCAAUGAUGAUUCCUUUCCCAAGAAGGGUGCUUGGGCAAGAUGACAUGGAGAAGACAUUUAGGGAGUUGCAGCUUGUGCCACGUGCCACCAUCAUCUUGACGCCUAUUGCUGGGAAGGCGCCAUCGAGGCAGCAGGCUGUCCCUUCUAUGGCUGGUGGAGUUGCUAGAGUGGGAGAAAGAGAUGGCAGUGGUGAUGCAGGACCGUCAGGAGGAGCGCACGGAGAUGGCGGGAGCGCUUCUGCAGGGCUUUUAGGUACGGUGUUUUGGGGAGUGGGGAGGGGUGUAGGCACUGUAGGUAGAUUACUCUCCUAUUUCAACCCAUUCUCAUAUUUUUGGGGUGGUGCACAGGGAGCGGGUACUGAAGGAGGGAGGCAGCAAGAAGGGUGGGAGUAUCAACCGAACCCCACAUUAGAGAGUGUUAUCCGCAAUGCUGGUCGUCAGGGGGCCGCAGGAGGAGGCGAGGCCAGAAUUGGUGGGGCUGCCGCGGGGUUCUUACCUGGAGGAGCUGCAGCAGGUGGGCAACAUGGAGAUCUUGUCAAUCGCAGGCUGUCUGGUGGCGUGAGGAACGACAGUAUUGCGAGGGACAUGCCAGAUGCAAGAACUGACUCUUCGACAGGGGAAGGGGCAGGAGGAGCAGGCACUACCCAACGCAGAGGUGCAGGUUGGGGAGCAAAUGUUCAUGUCCUAAGGCAGUCUGAGGAUGACUUUCAUGGUGGCAAUGCCUAUUGGAAUGGCAACUCCACACAAUUUGGCGGUGAUGGAGAUGGCCGCGGAGGUAGUGGUGGCGCGUGAAAUGCUGUUGUGUCUUUUAUUUGUCCUCUUGUAGCUCAAGUAGUGAUCCAGAUGGUCUCAUCGAUGGGAGGCUGAAUCGGCAGUGCUCGUAUCGUGCUCCUGACGGGCAGGUUUUCUGCUGGGUGGUUGCAGCUUUGGUGAAGCCCUCUGCAGAGUGUUUUUUUUUUUUAAUUUUAUGUUUCUUGUACGUCUUGAAAAGGAUAUGGGGGGUAUGGUCAUCAUCUUCCAACCUCGUGGUUUUGUGCUCUGCAUGACCACUGUCAAUUGCGAAUGUUGGUCCUGUUAUCACCGAGGAUCCACGGUUUGGCGUUUCUUCUGCCCAAACAUUGCCAUAACCAAUUAAGGGAGAAAUAGCAUCUUGGCUGUUUGCGAAGUGACAGCACCAGUUGUCCAGCUGUGAAUAGUAAAAGGGAGGGGGCUAGCCUGCUGCAUCUUGAAGGACAGCAAGCAGGAUUAGAGGCCAUUCCUUACCAGUCAUGUGCCUGUGAUAUGAAAGUCGGCAAAUGAUAAGCUUGAUGGGCUGACAGGUUGCUCUCAUGUCUUGCAAUACCAAGUAGCUGCCUGCUGGUCUGUAUCUUGGCACUCUUCUCUGCAAUGUUAGGUAAAAGGUCAUUCUUCACUACCGGUAGUGAUGCUAAGGUGCAUAUCCUCUCUCUCUCUCUCUCUCUCUCUCUCUCUCUCUCUCUCUCUCUCUCUCUCUCUCUCUCUCUCUCUCUCUCACCCCGAAUAUCACCUCCUCAUGCCCCUCCCUUCUUCUUCGCUCACCCUAACUGGCUCAUUCUGGCUGUGUGUGAGCGCCUUCAGGAAUUAUACUGGCCACAUCAGAAAGCCAGAUGGACUGAGCAAGGAGCACCGGAGAGACAUACUUGCUUGUGGCAACAGCAAGGAUAGCCUUUUACCCCUCUCCCCCUCAAUUGCUCUCCUUGCAGGACAAGGAAGGAGUUAGGUGAGAGGAGUGGGGUAAAGGUAGGUUUCCUUCUCAGUCGGUUAGAUGGACUUGUAUGCUGAUGCUGGAAUAAUCUCAUGAAGUGGUAAAAGCGCUGUGUUGUCGAAUACUUGUGCUGGUUGCUGACUGAUGGGGGAGUCAGUAUGUGUCAUGCACAUCUGGUGGGUGAGGAACAUUUGAUAGCAGAUGCGAUUAUUUGUGUCGAAUACUUGUGUUGGUUGCUGUCUGGUGGCCGAGUCAGUAUCCUGUGUUUUGUAUUGGUUUGACUUUCGAGCCCAUCGCCAAAUCUUCUCCAUUGAUGCUUGUAGCAACACACUAUUAAUUAAUAUUGAUUGAAUGACUGGCUAUGUCAUAAUUCUAGCGACUGACUUGUUAACCAAAGUGAUCAAGCGAUCAACUUGUGGGUCAGCCACAAUGUGUAAUGAAACAGCAUAGUUGCU